UGAGUCAAAGGGGAGUGCGCGCGCCCCCACCGCAAGUUGACAAGCUUCGAGUGCGUCAACACAAGUUUUCCUUCUCCCUGUCCUAACUUGACAGAUCGGGCUGCCGGUUCUUCAACACCACCAGCAUCGAGUUAUGCUUCCUUGCAACGACGACAAGCGGUGGCGGCGGCGGCGCCGAUGGCUUUUGUGCGUCUGCCUUUUGGGGACCUGCAGCGCAGCCGCGCAAGAGGCGGGAGCCCCGACGGAGCUUUUCAUCUUCAACGAGCUGUGCGCCAUGAAGGCGGACGCGGGGCCUUGCCGCUCCUUGAAGAACAACUACUUCUUCAAUGUGGACACGGGCCGCUGUGAGCUCUUUGAGUACGGCGGCUGCGGAGGAAACGCCAACAACUUUGAAACGCCGGAGGCCUGCCAGGAAACCUGCCUGGUGUCGGAGGAUAAAAACCCGUGCCAUUUACCCGAAGCGGAAGGUCCCUGCCGCGGCCUGGUCACGCGUUUCUUCUUUGACAGCAGCAGUCAACGCUGCAAGCGCUUCUAUUACGGCGGCUGCUUUGGCAACGCCAACAAUUUCAGGAGCAUCGGCGAGUGCCGGGCCAAAUGUCAAAAACAAGAAACCGUCACGGUCCAGAACGGUACCAGAGAAACCAUCGGUGUGCGGCCAACCUUAACUGGUGAGCAGACAGUCAUCAUGAAUCAGAAUGUGGUGCAAACGAACAACACGGGUCCGGACCAUUCGCAAGAUGCGAGCGCUGACGUUGCGUGCUUUACAGAUGCGACGCUGCCAGAUGCGUGCUCGGGUCCCGCGGAGAGAGGAACGUGCGACGGCAGCGUGCGCAGGUUUGCUUACCAUGCCGAGACCAAGCGCUGUCACGAGUUCCUCUACAGCGGCUGCGGAGGCAACAGCAACAACUUCAAACACCGCCGGCAAUGCAUCCGGAAGUGCAUGAAAAGUCAAAAGGGUGGUGGCGAGAAGAUGAUUCGAAUGAGGAAGAAAAAUAUCCCCAACAUUCUCCGGGGCUCCGUCUGAAGACGUUGGCCAGCCACACUUGCGCUCGCUCGCAUUGGCUAGAGUUAUCCGUAUUUAUCACCAUGUAAAAAAAAUCGUGUAGCUUUUGAGCUUGCCGUACAUUUUUGAUACGAAACGCUUUGCUUUGUCCUGGACAAAAAGCACUUUUGUUUUGCCACUGUGAUUAAAUUCAAAAGAUGUCAUUCACAUCAACA
Messenger RNA from Syngnathus acus (greater pipefish), 1218 nucleotides. RefSeq names its product tissue factor pathway inhibitor a (gene tfpia). The record is from RefSeq and is a predicted model, not a curated record. Gene Ontology annotation, biological process: negative regulation of peptidase activity. Bases 134 to 1024 code for a protein of 296 amino acids. Gene Ontology annotation, molecular function: serine-type endopeptidase inhibitor activity. Gene Ontology annotation, cellular component: extracellular region. The transcript has 7 exons. Lineage: Eukaryota; Metazoa; Chordata; Actinopteri; Syngnathiformes; Syngnathidae.